Folsomia candida is the source of this 1541-nucleotide messenger RNA. Its product is annotated as coiled-coil domain-containing protein lobo-like. Lineage: Eukaryota; Metazoa; Arthropoda; Collembola; Entomobryomorpha; Isotomidae. Gene Ontology annotation, biological process: cell motility. The coding region runs from base 262 to 1149 and encodes 295 amino acids. The transcript has 4 exons. The record is from RefSeq and is a predicted model, not a curated record. Gene Ontology annotation, cellular component: motile cilium.
CGAAAGGUUGGUGGUUCGAGCCCACCCGGGGGCGCUAUAUUUUGCCAAUUUUUAAUUUCACAUUAUGGCAUUAUAAUCUGUGAAACCAAGAACAUUUGGCACUACGUCACUAUAUUUGAGAGGCCGUUUGGCGAUGUUACCAAGAUACUAAAAAUCGUGCAAUCGUUGUGAAUGUCCAUCCAUGCUACAACUUUUUAGUCAAUAGGACUGAGAUAUCGACCUAACUUCGGGAGGCCAAGGUUCUGGUAAAUAUUGUACAAAAUGGAGUCUGAGUUUGAAGAGGACGACCCCCAUUUCGCCUUUGGGGAUGAAUUCGAAGAAGAAAUGGACAAGUUUUGGCUGGACGAGAAGCCCGUGAGGCAGGAUGAGAUUGACAACUUGUUUGAAGAAGAGGAGGACUUUGAAGAAGGUGACGGGGAGGAGUGGGGGGUCGAGGGGCUGGAAAAUUUGGACGCUUCGGAACAGGAGGCAGUUGACCAAGUUAUGAACGAGGAAGAAGAUGAAGCUCUUCUGGCUGAAGAGGUCGCACUUUUGCAGGCGUUGCAGGAGGAGAAAGGCCCCGAAAAGUUGUUGUUGGACUCGACCAAUGUGGAUAAAUUAAUUAACAUGUUAUCCAGAGUGAGACUUGCCUGGCCUGAAAACCUCCCGGGAUACGACGCCACGGAAUACGCCACCGACCCAGAACGGGCCAAGUUUCCAUCCACAUUUUAUCAGAAUACGGACAAGGAGAAGACGGUGCUCUGGCAUGCUGAAAAUUUCCGUCGCCAAUUUCAAGCCCAGUUCCCUCGCCGCCGAGCCCUGGUCAUAGCUCCAAAAAACGAGUGCGGUACCCAAAAGCUUUUCCCAACCUUUAUAAACCCAUGUGUCCUGGGUUACCCAGAAUUCUUGGACGCCCUCACUUGCGCCGAGUUCUUCAAGGAGUUCUUCGCCCCAGAGUUAAUGGAACAUCCCACUCGAGCCCAUCCGGGGGCACGCUAUUUUUGCAUCUUUUUGAAACUAUCUCUUAAAUUAAUCCGCGAAAUAUUGUCCAAUAAGGUUGAAAUUAAAUUCUACGGAAGUUACAAGGAAAAAGAAACAAAAGUAUUUAGCUUCCGAUGCUGCACAUUUAUGUAUAUCUUUCUUAUACAAUUUUCAGAGACCAUAACUUGAUGAAAAUCAUGAGCUCCACCAUGAUAUCAAAAUAUCUGCAAUGCUAUAUUUACUAUACAUUCAUAUUUAUUUGGCUUCAAUCAUGCAAAAUUUCGGUGCUUUACAAGUUUUCCCCACAAAUCAAAGCAAUAAUGAUGAUUUAAAUGCUGCAUGAAUAAUACAAUUUUAAAUCUCCCCAAGUUCAAGGUUACACAAGGCGUUGAGUAUUAGCAUUAAAAACAUGAUGAUGAGGGGUAGUAAGUUACUUACGAUUAGUGGUGCGGUAUUGCAUUGUGUUAGUCAAAAGCGAUGUAUAGUGGGGGCAAAUCCACCAUCUUUUAACGCUACCCACCCACCCACACUUUAGUGCAAUGUAAGCAUACAUUCAUGCACUAGGAAUAUUAUUUUUUAUA